AUGGACUAUGAUGACUACUCACAGUUUUUGAUAGGCGGAUACCCCUAUGUUCCUGGCUACGCUCCUGAUCCUCCUGCUCCUCCUUCUCCGCAGUAUAGCCCUCCCCCAGCUUAUCCAUCUACACCCUCUCGCAUUCCGAUUCGCAACUGGCAGCCGACUUUUCUGGAUGAUGCCCAAGCUAGGCAUGGGUUUUAUCCCAUAGAGUUCCUACUUGAUGAUGACCCCUACGCUCCCGGUUACGCUCCUGCUCCUCCUGCUCCGCCUGCUCCUCCUGCUCCUCCUGCUCCGCCCUCUUCGAAGUAUACUGUCUAG
Messenger RNA from Ipomoea triloba (trilobed morning glory), 312 nucleotides. RefSeq names its product leucine-rich repeat extensin-like protein 3. The coding region runs from base 1 to 312 and encodes 103 amino acids. The transcript has 2 exons. The record is from RefSeq and is a predicted model, not a curated record. NCBI's taxonomy places the organism in Eukaryota, Viridiplantae, Streptophyta, Magnoliopsida, Solanales, Convolvulaceae.